Molecule: messenger RNA, 1147 nt
Organism: Vigna radiata var. radiata (mung bean)
Lineage: Eukaryota; Viridiplantae; Streptophyta; Magnoliopsida; Fabales; Fabaceae
Product: 2-hydroxyisoflavanone dehydratase
Exons: 1
Coding region: 89-1057 (322 amino acids)
Molecular function (GO): hydrolase activity
Source: RefSeq, a predicted model, not a curated record
AGGAAAUUUGACACCUCCCUUCUCUGCAUCUCUCUGUUUUUCCUGAACUUCUUUCUGUUUUUCUGAACUUUUCUCUGUUUUUGCUUCAAUGGCGAAGGAGGAAAAGGAGAUAGUGAUGGAGCUUCUCCCUCUCAUACGAGUGUACAAAGAUGGCACAGUGGAUCGUCUUCUGAGCUCUCCAAACGUCCCAGCCUCUCUCGAAGACCCUGAAACUGGAGUCUCAUCAAAAGACAUAGUAAUAGCAGACAACCCUUUGGUCUCUGCUCGCGUUUUCCUUCCCAAAAACCACAACAAUCCCUCCCACAAACUUCCCAUCUUUGUCUACUUCCACGGCGGCGCCUUCUGCGUUGAAUCGGCUUUCUCCUUUUUCGUCCAUCGUUAUCUCAACAUCUUAGUCUCCCAAGCCAACGUAAUCGCCAUCUCCGUUGACUUCAGACUCCUUCCGCACCACCCUCUUCCUGCAGCCUACGAAGAUGGCUGGACCACUCUCCAGUGGAUCGCUUCCCACGCCACCAAUAACGCCGCCAACCCCGAGCCAUGGUUACUCCAGUACGCCGACUUCAACAAACUUUACGUAGGAGGCGAAACCAGCGGUGCUAACAUCGCACACAACUUGCUUCUUCGUGCAGGGGAGGAGUCUCUGCCUGGGGGUCUCAAGAUAUUCGGUGCAGUACUGAGCUCUCCCUUCUUCUGGGGCUCAAAGCCAAUGGGGUCGGAGCCUGUUGAGGGGCACGAGCAGAGUUUGGCCAUGAAAGUGUGGAGCUUGGCGUGCCCUGAUGCACCUGGUGGAAUCGAUAAUCCCUGGAUCAACCCUUGUGUCACUGGGGCACCCUCUUUGGCUACACUUGCGUGCUCUAAGAUUCUGAUCACCAUCACCGGAAAGGACGAGUUCAAAGACAGAAAUAUUUUGUACCACGACACCAUAAAGGAAAGUGGAUGGAAGGGAGAAGUUGAAUUGUUUGAUGCUGGCGAUGAAGAACAUGCUUUCCAACUCUUCAAGCCUGAAACUGAUAGAGCCAAAGCCAUGAUCAAACACUUGGCUUCGUUUCUGCUCUGAAUAUGUUAUUUUAUUUCCACUUUCUUAUCAUUGAGUUAAGACAAUAAUAUAUGAGAGAUUUUAUUGCCUUUGUUUUAUCUCAAAAAUACA